Molecule: messenger RNA, 852 nt
Organism: Emericellopsis cladophorae
Lineage: Eukaryota; Fungi; Ascomycota; Sordariomycetes; Hypocreales; Bionectriaceae
Product: histone chaperone asf1
Exons: 4
Coding region: 1-852 (283 amino acids)
Biological process (GO): nucleosome disassembly; DNA replication-dependent chromatin assembly; nucleosome assembly
Cellular component (GO): nucleus
Molecular function (GO): histone binding
Source: RefSeq, a predicted model, not a curated record
AUGUCCGUCGUCGGUCUUUUGGGUGUCAACAUCCUGAACAACCCCGCCAAGUUCACGGACAAGUACGAAUUCGAGAUCACGUUUGAGUGCCACGAGCAGCUCGAGAAAGAUCUCGAAUGGAAGUUGACCUACGUCGGGUCUGCUACUUCUGACCAGUACGACCAAGAACUCGACUCUCUUCUCGUCGGUCCCAUCCCUGUCGGCGUCAACAAGUUCAUUUUUGAGGCCGACGCGCCCAACACGUCUCGUAUCCCCGAGACUGACAUUUUGGGCGUUACUGUGGUCCUUUUGACCUGUGCCUACGAUGGUCGUGAAUUCAUCCGUGUCGGCUACUAUGUCAACAACGAGUACGACUCCCAGGAGCUGAUCGAUGAGCCCCCUGCCAAGCCUCUCGUCGAUCGCGUCAGGCGCAACGUUCUGGCCGAGAAACCUCGUGUAACCCGCUUCGCCAUCAAGUGGGACUCCGAGGCAUCUGCGCCCGCCGAAUUCCCUCCUGAGCAGCCCGAGGCCGAUCUCGUCGCCGACGGUGAUCAGUACGGCGCUGAGGAAGCCGAGGAGGAGGCUGCUGAGGAGGCCGCUGAGGCCGACAUGGACAAGGAGAAGGCCCAGCCUAGUGAGGACUCUGAGAUGGGAGGCGUCGAGACGGAGCAGAACGCCAACGAGGACUCCUCCGAUGAGGGCAGUGUGGACCUGGAAGACGAGAGUGAGGAUGACAUUGAGGAGGAAGACGAAGCCGAUGGCGCUGCUGGCGCUGCUGGCCAUGCUGGUGACGACGCCAUGGAGGUCGACGCCACCGACAGCAAGCCUGCUGACAGCACCGCAGGCCCCAAGCCUGUCAGCGUGGCUUCCUAG